Molecule: messenger RNA, 6643 nt
Organism: Monascus purpureus
Lineage: Eukaryota; Fungi; Ascomycota; Eurotiomycetes; Eurotiales; Aspergillaceae
Source: the annotation of a GenBank genome assembly
CAGAUAUUAAUAGCAGUCCGUGAGUGCCGGAUGGGAGUUUGCUGAAGUGUGGAGGAUUAGUAGUACCUAGUAGUCUACCAUGUAACUAUCCUGUAUGAGAUGUAAUCCAUCACCUGGACGCCACCUCUCUCUCUCCCCUCCGUCAAUCUUAUGAAUCUUAUCCUCCUCCAUGCAUCCUCCGUUUUGCAUGAUGAAAUGACUCACCCUUGACAUGGACUACCCGCUAAUUCUUGCAUCCCUCCCGUCCUUCAUAAUAAUCACAAGAAUGUCCGACAUCGAUCAUGUCCGCUUCGUCUCAGCCCUCCAACCGCGACAGCUCUCCCGUUCCUCCCCCUCCUCCUCCUCCAGCUCCACAUCCCCUGCAGAGCCAUCAGAGAUAUUCAAAUCGCGCUGCCAGUGCUCUGGCUAGAUUCGCACAGCCUUUUCUGUCUGUCUCGAGACCACCUAGUCCCCAUACCUCUAGCCGUUCGUCGGACACCGGUUCUCGAUCAACCAGAUCCAAAUCUCUACCAGGUGCCUCACAGACCGUCACCCACAAAACCGGCAUCCCCAUCGCGGCCUUGGAUAUCUCCCCUCAACGCACGCACGCUGUCGUCGGAGGCAAGGAGAUUCUGAAGACCAUUCGAGUUUCUCCAGACCAUUCGUCCGAGGAAUUUAAUAUCCGCAAUGCCAUUAUUAGUUAUGCCUCCACCCACAACGUCACCGGUGCCCUGAACGCUCGCUACAAGGAGCAGCUGACUGUGAGGGAUGUUAAGUGGUCACACGGCGCGUACGACACGGUCAUCGCCACGGCCGUCGCUAACGGCCCUGUUGUGACAUACGACCUGAAUCGCGCAGGUCUUGAGCUCUCCCGGUUCCAGGGACACAGUCGUCAGGUUCAUCGACUGGCCUUCAAUCCGCACUUUCCUGCUUAUCUUCUUUCCGGUAGCCAGGAUGCUACGAUUCGCAUGUGGGAUCUGCGCAUGCCUCCUACGGAGCGUGGAGCUAUGACGUCCGGUUGCCAGAAGAUGUUCAACGGUAACAGCGAUGCCAUUCGUGAUAUCAGAUGGUCGCCGACGGACGGUGUUAUGUUCGCUACGGCUACGGACAGCGGGGCAAUCCAGUUGUGGGAUGAUCGCAAAACGGCCGCUCCGUUGCUGAGGAUAGCAGCCCACGAUAAGCCUUGUUUUUCAGUGGACUGGCAUCCUGAUGGGAAAUAUCUCAUCAGCGGCGGCACAGACAAGCUGGUCAAGGUCUGGGAUUUUUCUUCCACCGCCGAGCGACGACAGAAGCCCACCUUCCAGUUUCGCACCCCUCAGGGCGUUCUCAAUGUCCGAUGGCGUCCGCCCUGCUGGUCUGGGCAGUCGCAGGGUGUGGGCGAUUGGCAGUCGACCCAGGCUGUGACCUCGUAUGAUAAGGGAGAUCCCCGCAUUCAUCUCUGGGACCUUCAGCGUCCGCAUAUACCCUUCCGAGAGUUUGACCGGUAUGACUCUCUGGCGGCGGAUCUCCUUUGGCAUUCGAACGACCUUCUAUGGACCGUUGGCGAAGCUGGCGCUUUCACCCAGACCGACGUCCGAUAUGCCCCACAAAUUAUCAACCAGCGGCCAAUGUGUUCCGUGGCCUGGAGCCCUAGCGGAGACGUUCUGGCGUUCGUUCAGAAACGCCCGCGGCGUGCGUUGGGGAUCCAUCCGGCCGAGUUUUUGGGUUAUGGCAAUGAGAGCGGCAAUAAUGGUGAGAAGGCAUUAGGCCAGAGCCCCAAGGAUGAGGUUCUCGAUGAAACGCUCUUCACUAGUACCACUUCUGUGCGCCAACGCAAGUCUAGAUCUUCUAAGUCAUUGGGCAGCACUCCGCCUAGCGCCGCGGAUACGAUCCCUGUUCUUCCCUUGGACAGGUCGCUUUCAAAAAAUGACAAUCCUGAUCCGUCUCAACUGGGAGUCAUUGGGACCGUUCCUGGGGCCACCGUGGACUCUUCUCUCCUCCGGUACCUCGCUCGCCAUUAUUCGCCUUUGAUAGAAGACCCUGAUGACAAGCAGUCGGAUGAAAACCGGUUGGUUUCUCUGCUAGACUCGUUUGACGACAAUGCAGAAUGCGCAGAGAGUGUAUCACUAUUCAGACUCUCCCAGACGUGGAGAGUUGCAAAAUUCGCCCUAGUCCAGGACCUCCAUCGAAGGGCUAGGGAGCAACGUGAGCUAAAUCAGAGCGGAAAUGGGAAAGUAAGAAAGAGGCUCUCGAAUGAAGGUCCACUGGCCGAAAGAUCCCGGCAUGUAGAGGAAGGAAAACAUGACAAGGUGAAAAGCCGGCUGUUCAAAGGAGUUAUAGAGGCGGAAGGGCAGCGAACGCUUGUUCCAGAAGUCGAUAGCACGUCGAACAUGACGACGCCCCUUGCGCGGCCAUUACCCGACUCUUCUCGGCUGAACUCUCUUGAAACCACCGAUUAUACAGCUGACUCCCUUGAUGACGGGGCGGGUAUACAGGCCUUGCCACCGUCGGUGUUGAGCUCGAAUAGCAACGAUCUAUCGUUCUCUAGUGUCGACCGCCGACAGCUCGGACACCGUCCAUCCGAGUCAAGUGAAGAUGGGUUUGUCCAUGCCGGGGAAUCUGUAUCAGAUCGAAUGUCUCAACUUGGGCCUCCAUCCCUACCGGCUGACCAGAGAUCUGCGCCACGAGCAAUUGCUGGUAGAGCCGAUUGGCGUAUUCUGAAUCAUCAAGAUUUCCCAAAAGUCGCUUCGGAUGAGUAUGAGCAAAAGCUAGAAGACAAAAGGGCGGCCCUACGCGACUAUAAACAAUUGCCGAAGAAGGUCUUGUCUUUAGAACCGUCUAUGCAACCUACGAAGCCUCCUAUACCAGGUCAUUUUCCUCGUCAAGAAUCUUCGGAGAGCUUUCCUAUGUUCUCUGCAUCCACAGAUAGCUCACACCCUACCAAGUCAGUCGGGGCCUCCUUCUCUCCAAAACCAGCGGCGAUGCUGGCUGAUUCUGACCCCAAUUCGAGCGCGGAAGCUUUGAACGCAGAGGGGACUUCGCCGUCAGACCGCGGGGCCUUGCCGGAUGAGGACGACUCACUGAAAAGCUUCUCUUUUGAAGAGAGCCCUUCCGGGACCAAUGAUAUUCAUCUCCAACGGCCUUCGAGUCCCCUUGCGCUUUUUUCUGAGCCUCAUCUUGAGGUCUCCGGUAAUGGCACUACGCCGACCGCUAUAGGAUCAUCGAAAUUAUUAAUACCAGGAGGCAAGGAUGACCUCUCAACAGUCAGUAUUCCCAUGACUUCGGACUUGACGGAAGAUAAACCUUGGAGUGUCGAGGUUCUCUUAAGGGAGGCAAUCAGACAUUAUCGUAACAGCACUCCCCUCGAUAUUCAGUCUGCAGCCCACUUAUUGCAGAAACUUCACAUUCUUUUCCGCCAGCACGAGAUUAUUCUUCCGUACGAGGAGUGUGCACUUAUCUUCCAGACGUACAACGAACAACUCCUGCGGCAGUCAAUGUUCGUCGAGGCAGCCGAACUCCGACUUUUUUGCGUGCCCUCCUACCCUGCCGUGUAUGAAUAUGCACAGGUAGAUUCUUACAUCAAUGUCUUCUGCUUCACUUGCCGACGGCCGUAUGAAAACCCUAAGCGUGACAAUACUCGCUGCUAUCGCUGCGGUACUGCGCAGCAGCCCUGCUCUAUCUGCAUGAGCAUAGACCCUCCCCCUGAAUGGGUUGCUGCACAGUCCUCGGCAUGGGAUGAUUCCAGCUCUGAGGCCAACCCUUCGUCGCUUCUAUCAUCAUCCUCACCUUCUCCUUCCGUGUCUGCAACCGAACUUAUCCCUGCAUCUGAGACCGUUCCGCGACCCAGGGGAUCUGCCCUCUGGACCUGGUGCCAAGGCUGUGGCCAUGGCGGACAUCUUGUCUGCAUGACCACAUGGCUGAGUGAUCCCUCCAUCAGUGAAGGUGGUUGUGCUACGGCGGGAUGCAUGCACGACUGCGGACCCGGCCCGCGUCGCGAUCACAAUCGCACCAUUCUGCAAGAAGAAGCCAAACGCCGUGACUCUGCCUCUCGCAAGGCAGGAAUCGGAUUUGUGAAGCGCGAUCCCUGGGCUCGAGGCGAGAGCAGAGCCGUCGAAAAAGUGAGGGGCAUGUUGGGCCGUGUCUCGUCUGCCGGUGGUAGUGCUUCUACCUCUGCAAGCACGGGAGGACAUGGACAGAGUGGAACGGGAGCAUUGUCAUCAGGGAUGAUGUCGCCUAAGAAGGUGAGGUUGGUUACGCCCAGUGAGCAGGGGAUACGGCGCAGUGGGCCCGUCCGUACUCCUGUGAAUAAAGCUGGAGGCCGAGAUCGAGAACCUCAUUCUGACCCGGCCAAUUCGAAGAGGAUUCUCUGAUGAAGCCUGUUUGUUGGUCUGUAAGAUGAUUUUGAGCGAGGAGUUUAUUUGGCCAUUAAGUUCUCAUGGUUUACCUAGUUGUACCUGUUAAAGCUCGCAUUAUUACUGGAGAUGGACAUGACUGGAUCAUAUAUGCAUUAUAUACCUAGACAUCCUCUGGAGGAGUCUGUUUGUACUGUUAUUACUAUCACUAUCAUAGAAUAGAGAUAUUCUACCGUGGACAUGGCUGUACAUCAUCAUGAGUACUAGUAGUGAUUGAAAGUCCACAAAAGCGGCUUGAGAGGAUACUAAUCCAAUGCAUCCCAACUAACUAAUCAACCACUCAACUAGGAGUUGAUGCUCAUGAAGUUCUAGAACUACUUCAGAACCUCCUCUUCUUCUUCGCAGGCGCCUUACUCCUCGCCUCGAGCUGCCUCUUCAGCUCCUCACGCUUUCUAUCCGCUUUUUCCUCCUCUGUCUCCUCCCUCCGCGGUUCUUCGGGUUCCUCUUUCUUCGGUUUCACCGGUACAGUUUCAGUUCCAGCAGCGCCAGCAGGAGAUGGGAACCGUGGAAGGCUACUAGGCAUCAUAGAGAUACUUCUCCCGGUCUCGUUGUUCUCCUUAUUUUUAAUAUUGACACCAGUAGCUGUCUCUGUGGCAUCCUUGCCGUAACUGGGGAGAUGCUUCUUGCCGCCUAUUACGCCCAUUUUGCCUGUGCCUGUGCGUUUGGGAUUUGGUUGAGGAGGUGGCGUUGUGGUGGUCACUGUAUUCUCUGUUUUUGAUGGUGAUGGUGAUAGAGCCAGUUGAGGCCGAGAAGGAGGAGGAGGAGUGGAUUGCUUUGCUUUUUCCUUCUUCUUACCACCUAGGAUACCUAGUCUACCGGGUUUCUUGGGUUUAGGGGACUCGGGACGAGGUCGUGAUGGUGUUGAGAUUUUUGGCUGGGGGGGACGGACGGCUGUUGCUGUUGCUGUGUUUGAUUCUAAAUCCAAAUCCGAGUCUGUUUCUGUUUCUGUUUCUGUUUCUGCCGUGAUCUCCUUUUGGCCUUUCCCUUUCCCUUUCUCUUUUGUAGAUGAUGCCGGAGGGGGGUGUUUCUUUACCCCAUGGUCAGAGCUAUCGGAUUCUGUUGAUAAUUCCAAUUCUGGAUUCGGAGCAGGUUGUAGGGAUGCUAGUUUUUCUGGCUUCUUUUUCUUCCCUAUGAUUCCGAGACCGAGCCCUCGUGAUGCCUUCGGUGGUGGUUUAGGGGCUGCUGGUGGUGAUUCUGGUCUAGAAUCCUCUCUCUUUUUCUUUGUUUUCUCUUGGGAAAUGCUGGGCUUUUCGUGCUCCUCUUCUAUGUGCUUCAGCCCCGGGGGCGUUUCCUGGCGCUACGGAGUAAUCUUAACACAGGGAAUGAAUAAUGGGAAGGAGGAACAGGUACCUCAAAUUCAUCGUCCUCUGUUUCUGCACCACCAUCAGUCUCCAUUGCAGCUUCUUCUUCUGGGGGUUUCCUCUGCUGACUGCCUUUUUCAAGUGCCGUUGUUGUUGCAGUGCUGUGUAUAUCGAGGUUCUCCCACCAUUUGGCUGGCGCUGGGGUAAGCAACCACAACCGAGACGUCUCAGCUGAAUCAGAAAGUUCCGACACAACAUUUGCACCAAGGCCGAAAUCAGUGGAUGGCCCGUUAACCUCUUUGAGCCAUAGCUGUUCAUCAAAUGGCGCGACUCCCUUGAUUAACUUCGCCGCCUGUGCCAGCGUGGUGCCGUGACGGGCUCCACGUAGCCCCGUUAUGCCUGGGAAUACGGCGCUCAAAUCAAUACCCAGAGUUUCGAUAUUAUCAAAUAGCUUGCUAAGAACCCAGUCCUUCUGUUUGAUCUGUUCCAAAAGGGACCGUCGGCGAGAUUCCCAGCCAAUUUCUUCCCUCAGUAAGGGAAUCAACAAGUGCUCAGUCACCAAGCGUUGGCAAUCCCUUGAAAAAUAAAUAGGCCAUUUAAGAGGCCUCAGAGGAGCAGGCAACUUCGUUGAUACAUGUAGCUCUAAGGAAUCUAUGCUCGCCCCGCUCCUGACCGUAAUGCUGCUUCCGGGACGGCUUUGGAGGGCCUCCCCUAUCUUUUCAAGGAGGACAUCAAAUUGCUCUGGAUCCUCUGUAGGAUCGAUAGUUGUGCUUUCUUCGUCGGCUCUCUUCAGGAUCUCUUUGAAAUUCAAACGUUCGGACCACAGAUGUGUAAGAUCCGUCAGAUACAGAUCGUAGCCUUUGGGGUUUGCGGUAUAUUUGAAGAGAAGAGGGGGGAGCUCUUCGGACUUUGAGAGGUGCAGUCUCUGCCAUAUCCCCGGCAUUGUUGGCCUCAGUGAAAGGUAGACAGGAA